AAAUAAUAUUCCAUAGAAUCUUUCUAAAAAUCUAAAAGUGUUGCUUUUCUUGUUGUUUUCACAGGAAUAAAUCUUUUACAAGGAGCUGAAGCAUGGCAGUCCUCUACAUAUGGUAUUCAUUUGAUGGCAGAAAUGGCUAUAGACGGAAACAUAGAAAGCUGUGCCCACACUGAUACUGGUUUCUCUUUCUGGGCUGUUGAGUUUGGAACUGCGGGUCCUGUAAAGUCAGUCAAAAUAAAGUCACGGACAGACUGUUGUUUUGAAAGACAGACAAAUUUCACAGUGACCGUUGCUAACAAUCGUGAUGAUGUCAUGAAUGAUGCCGGAACAGACUGUGGAUCUUACUUUGGUCUUGCUAUUGCAAACGAACCCUUUAGCAUAACAAUCAAUUGUACAAAUACAAUCUUCGGAAAGUUUCUAAAAGUCAAGCAUGAAUCUACAGAAAUGAUGACGUUAUGUGUACACCUUAAUUUAAAUGUUAAUGUGAAGUCUAAAACAUUCUGUGCACAACUUCACGAACUUCAAUAA
This is a messenger RNA of Ruditapes philippinarum (Manila clam), 528 nucleotides long. Its product is annotated as fucolectin-3-like. The transcript is spliced from 2 exons. The record is from RefSeq and is a predicted model, not a curated record. NCBI's taxonomy places the organism in Eukaryota, Metazoa, Mollusca, Bivalvia, Venerida, Veneridae. The coding region runs from base 124 to 528 and encodes 134 amino acids.